Molecule: messenger RNA, 4320 nt
Organism: Ostreococcus tauri
Lineage: Eukaryota; Viridiplantae; Chlorophyta; Mamiellophyceae; Mamiellales; Bathycoccaceae
Product: Sfi1 spindle body
Exons: 1
Coding region: 1-4320 (1439 amino acids)
Molecular function (GO): phosphatase binding
Source: RefSeq, a predicted model, not a curated record
AUGUCGCCCGUGGGAAUGAACACACUGCGUGAGGGAGUCCUCGUUCGGUUGAGAGACCCGUCGACAGGGCGAUUGCGCGCAUUUGUGAGCGUGGACAGCGAGGAAUGUGAUUUAGGGGCUGUGCGCGGCGCGCUGCGCGUUCGAGAUGAAGGCGUUCGAGAAGAGAGCGGGGACGCCGCUGCGACGUUCGAGGUAUUCGAAGAGACGGUGUGUGAAGACGACGUGCCGAUGACGACGUAUUACGGUUUCGCGCACGGCCCAACGGGGUUGAUGUUACAGCGAAAGAAACGUGGUUUGGACAAGUUGGCUUUUUGUUCAAAUAAGUUUGGCGUGAACGAGCAAUUCAGAGCAAUAGAUCUCGAGCAUGGGAUCGUCAGGUUGAUCAACAGGCGGUGUCCGGGUACGUUCGACGUCAAGAUCGAGAUUGUUGGAUCCGCGGCGACGGCGAGUGGGAGCGAAGAGCGCUGCGUGCGUGUGUUGAGCGGCGAUGCGUCGACUGUGGAGGUCGAAGCGGGUUUCGAUCGCAUGAUGCGCAUCGUCCGCGAGCACCAGACAAGCACGCACGCCUUUGAAGUUCUUUCUCGCCAUUUCAUGGCGAUAAGCGACGAGAAGAAAAUUCGGAGAAUUUUUGAAGCUUGGCGCAAACACACCUCUGCGACGCGAGCACACAGUCGUCUCGUGCGUCGCUCUGCGGUGUUCCGUGGCGAGCGCGUGGUGAUGAUCGUUCGCAGGGUGUUCAAAGAGUGGCGAGAAAUGAGCGCACGUGCUAAAAUAGUUGCGAUCAAGGCUGAUGAGAAGUUCACGAAGUUGAAGGCACAGCUUGCCUGGGAGUAUUUCAACGCAUGGAGGAUUCGUAUCGCGCGAGAUAAGUGGUGCCAUCUCGCGGCAGCGACGUUCGUUAGGAAGUCCGAGAGGCAGCGCGCGCGCGUCGUCGUGGGUGCUUGGCAACGCGAGGCGCAACGUCUGAAAAUAGAUCGCGAAAAGAGGAGAAGGGCGGAUCGAAUGAUGUUGGAGUUGACGAAUCGUAAGCUCUAUGUGGCAUUUUAUUCGUGGCGAGGCGCGGCGCAUGCAAGUCGCGAACUCCACGCCAAGGCGUGUCAGAGUGUCGCCAGACUCUCGUCGAGAUUGAUGUUCAAGGCUUUUGUCGAGUGGCGCUCGGUCAUGGACGACGCUCGAGCCGAGAGAAGGCGCGGGCAGAAAGCUAUGCUGUGGUCUUUCGCCAGCGCUCAGAGACGAGCCUUUGCGAGCUGGGUCGAAUGCGUGCGCGAGCAAAAGCGUCUGAGGAGAAUCAUCGCCCGAUGCAUAGAUCGUCGAAAGACGAUUUUGUUGAAAACUGUGUUCGAUACGUGGAGGGAAGCGCGAGAUCAAACGCAAUCGCGCCUCGUUUACUUGGAAAAGUACAUUCUGCACUGGAAGCAACGAAGACUUCGGCAUGCGUUCAGAGUCUGGAUCGAGGGAAUCGCACACAUGAAAUACGCGCGCUCGCAGGCUGAAUGCAUACGAGAAAAAAUCCAAGAAAAAUCAAAGGCUGCAUUAUUGAUGUUAUCAUUCUGGGAGUGGGUGCAAAUCACCGAACAAGGCCGACGAAGACGUCUCAUCGAGCAACAUGAUCGAGACGCUCUUGGCGAACGAUACGAGCUCUAUGUCAGAAUCAAGUCGACUAGAAUGAUGAGAUCGGCAUUCGUGAGUUGGUACAAAUUCGCUGAGGUCCAAAAGUAUCAGCGAUCGACACUGUCGUGGUGUCUAAAUCGCAUGACAUCUCGUCUACUGUUCAAAGCGUUCAACGUAUGGAUGCAAGAGGUUGAGAACAGGAAACGUGAGUGCGAGUUGAUGCGUUCAACCCUGAUGCGUGCAUCCAACCAGGUAAUCUCUCGCUCGUUCAACGCCUGGCGCGCAGCGACCGGCGAAGCAAUCAACGCAAAAAUUAACUUGCGAAAAAUGGAGAAGAUCAUAAACUUGCAGGCGAAAUAUGCCGCGAAGGAGCGUCUCAGGCGUGUAUUUGUGAUUUGGAGAGAUCACGCGGCAUCAUCCUGUCACCAACGUCAAAUGGCAGCGAAGACCAUCGCAUCGAUGAGAAAUCGUGUGCUAACGUCAGCGUUUGAGAGAUGGAGAGAGUCUACGAAAGAAUACGCGCAGCAGCGCCGCAUGCUCACGCACAUCGCCCAGAAAAUGCAGAGAAAUAGUCUGCGACUUGCAUUCGAUACCUGGGCGGUCGUAGCUCACGACGCAAAGGUGUACCGAGGCAUACUUCGCAAGGUGAUGCUGAAAGUGUCGAAGCGCAAGCUUCAGUACGCAUUCAAUGGCUGGAACGCUCGCGUGCAGGAGAUUAAAAGACGGCGCGCUCUCCUGGCGCGAGCCGUCUCACGAUUCACUUAUCGUUGUCUGCAUGUCGCUUUCUAUGACUGGGCGAGUACUGUCACGAUGAUACGAUAUCAUCGACGAGUGGUUGGGAAUGUAGUGUCAAAGAUGAAGAAUCGUAUUUUAGUGAGUGCUUUCGAAAAGUGGAGGCAACGCGCUAGUGAGGAGCGCAUUGAGCGAUGGAAAAUGGAUCGAGCACUCACCCGUCUGACGCAGCGUGUGCUGUUCACCGCAUUCAAUACUUGGCAUGAACAGGUAUGCACAAAGAAACGAUACCACGCAAUCAUAGCACGAUUUUAUGAGAGAUUCAGGGAUAGGUCCUUGAGGGGCACAUUUAGCACGUGGGUAGCGGUCACCAGAGAGGCUAAAGAACACAGGCUUGCGAUUAUUAACGGUGAGAAACUUCGGGAGAACAAAUUAGCGCAACUUAUUGGAAGCGCAAGUCGACGAACGAUGGGAUAUGCUUUCAUGGAAUGGCGAGAUCGUGUGCGUGAGAACAAAGCCAUAAAAGUGAACGAAAUCAAGGCAGAUCGUAUGGUGGUGCGUAGUCGAAUGCGAUCUCUCUCUCGUACCUUCGAUCAAUGGUUAUCAUUCGUUCAUCUGAGGCGUCGCACGGUUGAAAUGGCGCGCAUCUUUGUCAAGCGUGCCGAACGCGCACACUUGGCUGCUGCUUUUGGUGGUUGGUUGGACGUAGUGAAAGUACGUAAACGGAAUAGGGCACUGGUGACGAAGAGUUUACAACGAAUGCGCCAUCGCCUCGCAGUGAACGCGUUUUAUUCCUGGCUUGAAUAUGUGGAGGCUACUCGCGCUGAGCGCUCAAGCGAGAGACGUAUUGCGCACCUGGUGAGCUCCUCGUUGGCUAAGCUUCAGAACAGAACUAUGAGUCGAGCUUUCAACGCAUGGUAUUAUCGGACUACAGAGCACAAGCGUCAUCUUAUUCUUGUCACGAAAAGCUUGCAUCGCAUGCGUCAUCGAGUGCUCAGUGAAACAUUUGCUGGCUGGUUCUCUCAAGUUGUGAUAUUGAGACGUCAGAAAGAGCUUGUAGCAACGAGCUUACAGCGCAUGCGCCGAAGAGUACUCUUCAAAGCUUUCAAUGGUUGGGCGAGCUACGUGAGGCAGCUGCAAUCGUUCAGAGUCGUUGAACGUCGACUGCAGAACGUUGAACGCGCCGUUGCGCCUCUGAGCGUGACGCAUUCCUCUAUGCAGGACAUGCUGCGAGUGAACAUGGCCAUUCGUUGGGGUACGGCGCGUAACACACGGAUUCAUAGGAAUCCCACGUUUGUGGCUUGGCUGGAUUACUCACGGCGAAUGACUGCUCACAGAAACUGUACGGUGAUGAAGAUGCACGAUAUUCUUGCAGACAGGGCGAGACGAAAAUUUUUCUUUGCGUGGAGGCAGUUUGUAGAGGUACUCAAGUACCGUCGGUUGAGAAUCGAAUACAAGAGAAAAUGCAUGAUUCGCAAAGUGUUUGCCAAGUGGAAGUCCAAUGGUCAAAUGCCGGACGACGUCCCGCGCUCGUUGAGCGUGGCAAAAGUUGAGCGUGUAGAGCCGAUUUCAGCUCAUUGGGAUUUCAACAAGUCAUACGAGGAAAAUGUACGAACACUUACCCAAGGUCGAGCUGCUCAACCGAUGAGUCCUAUCGCUCACGGCUCUCGUUACUUCACUCCAGCGGGCUCGCCAGUGACCAUUCGACCAACUGUCGUCGAACCAGACUCAUAUGAACGACAAUAUCGCGCUGUGAUGAGCGAAGUGCACACGAUGGAAGCCGAGGUUGAAGCGCUCGCACAAGUCAGAGAAAGUCUGCAAACACGAUUUGAUAUCCUCACGAGGGAUGAAAUGUUGAAAACGACGUAUGCAAGAGCCACAACGGCGUCAGAAGCGCUCUUGCGAGAGACUAGAACGUAUUAUAGCGAAAGGAGAUUCAGCGAGCCGUUUUCACCGGUGAAGGCGUCUCGAAUGUAG